ACGCGCGGUCGACGGCAGUCGGUAGAUGCUGUGUUUCAGAUCCCUUGUCUUUUUGAGAUCUUGUUCUGAAAUUCCAGCAGCGCUGUACUCCUCGAGACGAUAGCCGAUUCUGGCCGGCGCUGUCGCUUCCCCGUGUUGACCCGACGGCGGUCUCCUUGAAUCCCCCUGCAACAAAGAGUCAAAGUGCGCCAGUGUCACGGGAAAUUUACCAUAAGUAUUAUUCAUGUAAGCCGACGGUGGACGACUGUGCAGGUUACUAAGGAAUGUCACCUGCUUGUUGGGCGCUGUUCAUCGUGCCUGCAUAUCUGACAGGACGAGCGACGUAGCCGCGGAGAAUCAUCAGCGUAUUACGGAGGAGCACGGCAUCAUUUCCAUUUACGUCUGGAGAAUCCGUAAAGAAACACUACAAUACAAUACAAUCGUUGCGGAGGAACGCUAGCAUAGGUUUGAGGGUGCAUCACUUGUGUUGAAAGCUGCUGUAGUGCAGUGGAGUGGACGGGUGCUGGAUAUGGCCUCUCUGGACGACAUACACUGCGAAGGUCAGAGAAUGGCCAGAAGCCGUGCCGACAGUCAGCAAACGCUGGUGGCUGCGCGGCCGGUGGACGAGGAGUUCAGCACGGCGCGCGCUCACCCCUGCCACGCGCACACGCUAGUCCGGGUCGACGCGCUCCAGUUCUACUCGCACAUCGAGCCACCCGGCGCCUGGUUCUGCAACCAGUGCCGGCGGCGCAGCUCGGACCUGAAGGAGCGCUACCCGUGGCACUGCGCCGCGGAGAAAACCUCACCGCCCACAAUGCUGCCCCCGUGUCAGUAUGAUCUGUGUAACGAGUGCAUGCACGGGUCCGUUCAUCCGCUGCACGAGCACCCGCUGCGUCUGACCGACGCCAACGUGACCUACGUGAACGAGAACGGGAUCUGGUCGUGUGAGUACUGCAACCUGGAUCGCAUGUCCACCAAGGAGCGCUACCCGUACCACUGCGUCGAGUGCCGCUUCGAUCUGUGCGUUCGCUGCUACGAGGGCAUACGCCACCCGCUGCACCCGCACCGCCUGCUGCCGGCAAAGGCCGACCUGGUGUACGCCGAGCACGGCGGCAUGUGGUUCUGCGACAUGUGCCACGCCAGCCGCAAGCAGCUGCGCGAGAGUCACAUGUGGCACUGCCUGCAGUGCAGCUUCGACCUGUGCGCCAGCUGCGCCAACGGCCUCCGGCACAAACAACACGGCCACAAGCUGUACCUGGCCGAUGCCAACGUCGCGUACGCCAACUUCUCCGGUCUGUGGUCAUGUGACCAUUGUGGCACGAGUCGCAAGGCUUGUGGGCAGCGGUUCAUGCGUCACUGUGCCGAGUGCAGCUUUGACCUGUGCAAUACGUGUUUCACGUCGGAUCUGGCCGUCGCGACGUCGGCUGCCACCUCUGCUAUAGGGUAUGCGCUGGGUGGACCCGGUACGGUGGCUGCGGGUGAUGGCGGCGGCGGUGUAGGGGGAAUAUCGCUGGCAGAGAGGAAGCAGACGCUGCUGCAGGAUGAUCAUCGCCGUGACAACCAGCCAGAGAGCACAGUGAUUCCUCGGAGCAAGUCUGGUACGUUGCGUGUUGGGUCGAUUGGUGAGCAGUUUGAAGAGAUUGACUUCGAGUCGGAUCCGAAGAAGGAGGCACAGCUGGAGUAUGUUGAUCUGUCGUCGGCGUGCGAGAACAAAAUGAGACGUCAGGAGAAGGAAACCGAGCCAGCAGAACCGACCACGCCAGUGCCAGCCGCCGGUCGAAGCUGCGGCGACGGUCAGCUGUGUCUGCUGUGCAUGGAGCUGCCUCGCAACGCAACGUUCGUUCACGGUGAGACGGGACACCUGGCAUGCUGUAUGCGAUGUGCUAAGCGUCUCCAGUCCGAUGGCUUGGCCUGUCCCGUAUGCAGACAGCCCAUCAGCGCCGUCAUCGAGCAGUUUAUUGCAUAGGUACCUGCUUGAUGCGACUGCGAGACGGAGGGUACUGCUACGUAGCAGUGUCCAUACAGUAAAGACGGAGGGUACUGCUACGUAGCAGUGUCCGUACAGUAAAGACUGUCCUAUUUUAAACAUUGGAUGCCCUUGGUGCAGCGGAAACCAUCCCGAUAUGAGAGGAUUCCGCUUGUACAGGGUCCGGUACACACAGCCUCCACUGUACAUGGGUGCAUGGGCACGUGUGUAGGUCCAUCGUGCUUGGUUACAAGCCUACAAUAGAGAUUGGGUGCAUUUUCUUUUUGCAUCAUGACGUUGCAAGUUCGUUUCGGAAUUUACUGCACACCCGAAUGCACUGCAGGCAUUUCAACCCAGGCGAAACGUCUGUGCUUUGUCACAACUACUUCCAUAGUUGACCGAACAUGCUGACCCAGUAGCAUUGUGUUAACUUAAUUUACUGUCCCAUUGGCAACAUGUCCUGUAGGGCCGGGUCUGAAGCCUGAUCUUGAUUGAUAGCGGUACGCAUUCAACCGUACGGCAGUAGCCAUUGACACUGCUCUAAUGUGUAACUUUUAGAUUGAUAAGCAAUUGAGCGAUUUUGAAUCUAUUUCCGAAAAAACGUGUGCGUAACACUAUCUUACGACAUUGUAUUUUAGCACACUGGUUACCAUGGUUACCUGGUUGCCAGUGUU
Molecule: messenger RNA, 2619 nt
Organism: Sycon ciliatum
Lineage: Eukaryota; Metazoa; Porifera; Calcarea; Leucosolenida; Sycettidae
Product: E3 ubiquitin-protein ligase RNF34-like
Exons: 4
Coding region: 509-1945 (478 amino acids)
Biological process (GO): negative regulation of apoptotic process; cell cycle; regulation of gene expression
Molecular function (GO): zinc ion binding; ubiquitin protein ligase activity
Source: RefSeq, a predicted model, not a curated record